GUGAUUAUCUUACGGUAGGGGUGGCGUCUUUCUCGCCCGCAUUCUUUUUUUUUCCCCGUCGGGUAACGUGCCAACCUGCCGACACACUCAAAGAAAGCCUUUGCUGUACAUCUUUGAAGCCGCGACUUACUGCUGAUUGUCCCUUGUCUUGAGUGGCUCUCCGACUCCUGGCGAUCCACCCGUUUCUAGACCACCCGUCACUUCAGUCCGAUGUGCCACCUGUGAACGGCCGAUCCUUGAUCUUCUCGACAACCUCUUUCUCUCCUCCCCCUACCAACUCUACCUUUCUUUAGUAGGAACCGAAAGGCCCCUGGUCUUGGCCUACAGCCAGCAUGCGGUCGUCUUUGCUGGCAUGGUCAUUUCUUUCUCUCCUUUCCAUCCCGACGUGGGCUACUUCCGCCAGUGAUGCCUCGCCUAAGCACCAUCUCGUGAAAAGAGACGGCUCGGCCGAGCCCAAAUCAACUCUCUUCAAUGGCAUUGAGGUCCCGCCCAUCAGAUCCCUGACCCCCGAUGACUUUGACGAAACGGUCAAGGACGGUUACUGGUUCAUCAAAGAGUACUCUCCGUCGUGCCCGCACUGUCAGAAGAUUGCGCCAACAUGGCAGACACUCUAUGAGUUCUACUAUACCUCCGAUCCUCUGUCUUCCUCAUCUGGAAAGUCGUCCGAUACCAAGUCCCUGAACUCCUUCGAUAAAUUUUACAAUUUCCAUUUCGCAGAGGUAAAUUGUCUCGUCUACGGCGAUCUAUGUCGUAAACUCGAGGUGAAAUACUUCCCUACCUUCGCUCUCUAUCACAAUGGCGAGCUGGUCGAGCAGUUUACCGGGAAGAAGAGUAUGCAAGGAUUGAGUGAGUUCGUCGAAGAGAAGCUGGAACAGAUUAAGCCUGGAUCCCGGCCUGCGCAAGGCCUAAAGUUGCCUAGGGCAGGCGACACCAGUGUCGAUACGAAAGCUCAACCUGAAACCCCUGUGGCCAAAGACAAGAACCCUGAAGCUGGAGCCAAGGCUGGCGAGAAACACAACGAGCAGGCCGCGCAGCUCGCCUCUGACAAUGCUCCUGUUGCUAAGGAUACUGCGCAGGCUCAAGUCAAGUCUUCCAGCCCGGUGAACCCGCGAGGCAUAUCCGUUCCUCUCACGGCGGAAAGCUUCCAGAAACUUGUGACUACUACUCAGGACCCUUGGUUCAUCAAGUUUUACGCUCCCUGGUGUGGUCACUGUCAGGCAUUGGCUCCUAACUGGCAAGAGAUGGCGAGGGAAAUGCAGGGUGUCCUCAAUGUCGGAGAAGUAAAUUGCGAUGUCGAAUCUCGGCUUUGCAAGGAUGCCAGAGUCAACCAGUUCCCGACCAUAUACUUCUUCCGUGGCGGUGAAAGAGUGGAGUACACCGGCCUCCGGGGCCUAGGUGAUCUGGUCAACUAUGCCAAGAAGGCUGUGGAAAUCGGCUCCGGUGUGCAGGAUGUUGAUGCCACCACGUUUAAGGAACUGGAAGAGAAGGAAGAUGUCAUCUUCCUAUAUUUCUACGACCACGCAACGACUUCUGAGGACUUCAAGGCUCUGGAGCGCCUGACUCUUAGCUUGGUCGGUCAUGCCAGACUUGUGAAGACGAGCAGUGCCGCCCUUGCUGAAAGAUUCAAGAUUUCCACCUGGCCCCGUCUUCUGGUGUCUCGGGAUGGUCGUCCAAGUUACUACAAUGCGCUUGCUCCCAAGGAUAUGCGCGACUUCCGACAAAUCCUGAAUUGGAUGCGAUCUGUUUGGCUACCUAUCGUUCCUGAGCUCACAGCAUCUAACGCUCGUGAAAUCAUGGAUGGCAAAUAUGUGGUGCUUGGUGUUUUGAGCCGUAAGCACUCGGAUGAGUUCCUGCAGUCAAAGAGAGAGCUGAAAAAUGCCGCUCAUGAAUGGAUGGAUAAGCAAGUUCAGCUGUUCCAGUUGGAGCGCGCUGAGCUCCGGGAUGCCAAGCAACUGCGGAUUGAGGAGGCGGAGGACCGCAAUGACCAGCGUGCUCUUCGGGCUGCUAAAAACAUGCGUAUCACCAUCCGCGAGGACGACAAGAAACAGGUCGGUUUCGCCUGGGUUGACGGUGAUUUCUGGGAGCGGUGGCUACGGACCCAGUACGGUAUUGAUGUGGAAAAUGGAGAGCGUGUCAUCAUCAAUGACCAAGAUAACCGACGUUACUGGGAUACUUCCUCCAGCGGGGCAUCGAUCAUGGCUUCUCGCACUUCGAUUCUUGAAACUAUUCCUCUUGUGGUCGCAAACCCUCCUAAGCUGACACCUAAGUCUACCAUCGGCACUUUUGAGUCUAUCUUUUUCUUCACCCGUUCAUUCAUCAGCGGGCAUCCGAUCUUGUUCGUCAUCAUCUUGAUUCUUUCCAUUGUCGGCGCUACAUUCGUGGCUCGGGGCAGAGCGGCCAGGCGCGGAGGUCGGGGCGGUAUUCUCGGUGUCACUGGGAAUCCUAGCGGAGGAUUCUUCAACCUGGACGGCAAAGAGGGUAUUUUGAAUGGUGGUUCCACGGGCAAAGUAGAUUAGAUGCGAAAAGGAGAGGGACUGUACAGUUAACUUUUUUUUUUUCUUUUUAUUACCCUUUUUUCUUCUUCAGUUCUAUCUUGGUGUCGUUUCUGCAACAAAUCUUGAUGAUAUUGGACACUAGUUCC
Molecule: messenger RNA, 2641 nt
Organism: Aspergillus homomorphus CBS 101889
Lineage: Eukaryota; Fungi; Ascomycota; Eurotiomycetes; Eurotiales; Aspergillaceae
Product: putative disulfide isomerase
Exons: 4
Coding region: 333-2516 (727 amino acids)
Cellular component (GO): endoplasmic reticulum
Molecular function (GO): protein disulfide isomerase activity
Source: RefSeq, a predicted model, not a curated record